Eptesicus fuscus (big brown bat) is the source of this 2680-nucleotide messenger RNA. RefSeq names its product neuregulin 1 (gene NRG1). NCBI's taxonomy places the organism in Eukaryota, Metazoa, Chordata, Mammalia, Chiroptera, Vespertilionidae. The coding region runs from base 1 to 2574 and encodes 857 amino acids. Gene Ontology annotation, molecular function: protein tyrosine kinase activator activity; chemorepellent activity. Gene Ontology annotation, biological process: intracellular signal transduction; animal organ development; activation of transmembrane receptor protein tyrosine kinase activity. The record is from RefSeq and is a predicted model, not a curated record. The transcript is spliced from 13 exons.
AUGAGAUGGCGACGCGCCCCGCACCGCUCCGGGGGUGCCGGCCCUUGGGCCCCGCGCCCAGGCCCCGCCGCCCGCCCGCCGCCGCCGCCGCCGCUUCUGCUGCUGCUGCUGCUGCUGUGGACCGCGGCCCUGGCGCCGGGGGCGGCCGCCGGCGACGAGGCGGCUCCCGCGGGGGCCUCGGUGUGCUACUCGUCCCCGCCCAGCGUGGGCUCGGUGCAGGAGCUGGCUCAGCGCGCCGCGGUGGUGAUCGAGGGAAAGGUGCACUCGCCGCGGCGGCAGCAGGGGGCACUCGACAGGCAGGCGGCGGCGGGCGAGGCAGGGGCGUGGGGCGCCGAGCGUCAGCUGCCAGCCGCCGGCCCCGGAGCGCUGGGGCCGUCCGCCCAGGACGCGCUGACCACCGCCAACGGGACCGUGCCCUCCUGGCCAACCGCCCCGGCGCCCAGCGUCGGAGACCCCGGGGACGAGGCGCCCUAUCUGGUGAAGGUGCACCAGGUCUGGGCAGUGAAAGCCGGGGGCUUGAAGAAGGACUCGCUGCUCACCGUGCGCCUGGGCGCCUGGGGCCACCCCGCCUUCCCCUCCUGCGGGAGGCUCAAGGAGGACAGCAGGUACAUCUUCUUCAUGGAGCCCGACGCCAACAGCAGCAGCCGGCCGCCGGCCGCCUUCCGAGCAUCCUUCCCCCCUCUGGAGACGGGCCGGAACCUCAAGAAGGAGGUCAGCAGGGUGCUGUGCAAGCGGUGCGACUUGCCUCUUCGAUUGAAAGAGAUGAAAAGCCAGGAGUCGGUGGCAGGCUCCAAGCUAGUGCUUCGGUGUGAGACCAGUUCUGAAUAUUCUUCUCUCAAAUUCAAAUGGUUCAAGAAUGGGAAUGAAUUAAACCGAAAGAACAAACCACAAAACAUCAAGAUACAAAAAAGGCCAGGGAAGUCAGAACUUCGCAUUAACAAAGCAUCACUGGCUGAUUCUGGGGAAUACAUGUGCCGAGUGACCAGCAAAUUUGGAAAUGACAGUGCCUCUGCCAAUAUCACCAUUGUGGAGUCAAAUGAGGUCAACACUGGCAUGCCAAACUCAACUGCAAGACCAUAUGUGUCUCCAGAGUCUCCCAUUAGAAUAUCAGUAACAACCGAAGGAGCAAAUACUUCUUCCUCUACAUCUACAUCUACCACCGGGACAAGCCAUCUUGUAAAAUGUGCAGAGAAGGAGAAAACUUUCUGUGUGAAUGGAGGCGAGUGCUUCAUGGUGAAAGACCUUUCAAACCCCUCAAGAUACUUGUGCAAGUGCCCAAAUGAGUUUACUGGUGAUCGUUGCCAAAACUACGUAAUGGCCAGCUUCUACAAGCAUCUUGGGAUUGAAUUUAUGGAAGCAGAGGAGCUCUACCAGAAGAGGGUGCUGACCAUCACUGGCAUCUGCAUCGCCCUGCUGGUGGUCGGCAUCAUGUGUGUGGUGGCCUACUGCAAAACCAAGAAACAGCGGAAAAAGCUGCACGACCGGCUUCGGCAGAGUCUUCGGUCCGAGCGAAACAACAUGGUCAACAUCGCCAACGGGCCUCACCACCCCAACCCGCCCCCCGAGAACGUCCAGCUGGUGAAUCAAUACGUAUCUAAAAAUGUCAUCUCUAGUGAGCAUAUUGUUGAAAGAGAAGUGGAGACAUCUUUUUCCACCAGUCACUAUACCUCGACAACUCAUCAUUCCACUACUGUCACCCAGACUCCGAGUCACAGCUGGAGCAACGGACACACUGAAAGCAUCAUUUCUGAAAGCCACUCUGUAAUCAUGAUGUCAUCAGUAGAAAACAGUAGGCACAGCAGCCCAACGGGGGGCCCAAGAGGACGUCUUAAUGGCAUGGGAGGCCCUCGUGAAUGUAACAGCUUCCUCAGGCAUGCCAGAGAAACCCCUGACUCCUACCGAGACUCUCCUCAUAGUGAAAGGUAUGUGUCAGCAAUGACCACCCCGGCUCGUAUGUCACCUGUAGAUUUCCACACGCCAAGCUCCCCCAAAUCGCCCCCUUCGGAAAUGUCUGCACCUGUGUCCAGCACGACGGUGUCCAUGCCCUCAAUGGCAGUCAGCCCCUUUGUGGAAGAAGAGAGACCUCUGCUUCUGGUGACACCACCACGGCUGCGGGAGAAGUAUGACCACCACCCUCAGCAAUUCAACUCCUUCCACCACAACCCCGCGCAUGAGAGCAGCAGCCUGCCCCCUAGCCCCUUGAGGAUAGUGGAGGAUGAGGAGUAUGAGACGACCCAGGAGUACGAGCCAGCUCAAGAGCCUGUUAAGAAACUCACCAAUAGCCGACGGGCCAAAAGAACCAAGCCCAAUGGCCACAUUGCCAACAGGUUGGAAAUGGACAGCAACACAAGCGCUGAGACCAGUAACUCAGAGAGCGAGACAGAAGAUGAAAGAGUAGGUGAAGCCACCCCUUUCCUGGGCAUACAGAACCCCCUGGCAGCCAGUCUUGAGGCAGCACCUGCCUUCCGCCUGGCUGAGAGCAGGACUAACCCAGCAGGCCGCUUCUCGACACAGGAGGAUCUGCAGGCCAGGCUGUCUAGUGUAAUUGCUAACCAAGACCCUAUCGCUGUAUAAAACCUAAAUAAACACAUAGAUACACCUGUAAAACUUUAUUUUAUAUAAUAAAGUAUUCCACCUUAAAUUAAACAAUUUAUUUUAUUUUAGCAGUUCUGCAAAUAGA